GCACAAAGAUCUAACAUCGCAUUGGAUGCCUUCUCCAUGAUAACGGCAUAUCCAACACCAAGAUGAUCACCUUGAAAGGUGAAGGCGGAGCAAGCUUCCUUCUUGCAAAGGAGAAAAACUAGUUGACAGCAGAUCUCGCUAGCUAGUAUAUCAUAGCGGUAUUGUAGUAAGAUGUUGGCUCUACUUCGUGUUACAUUCUUUGCUUCCGUCCUCUUGACAUCAUCUGCAGCCGCCGUGGUGGUCUAUGACAGCGACAAACGCGGAGUGGUAGCCAGCGAACAAUUUGCCAGAGCGAUCGAAAUUGUAGAUCUACGAGACUUGACAACCGGAGUCCAAUACAACGAUGUCCUCGUAGGAGGUUCCAGUGGGCACAUUGUCCUGUCGGAGCGAGAUUCCAUUGGUCAGAACAUUUUGUUCCAGCCCAAGAGAAUUCCUUUGUACCACCCUCGAUCCGAAGCGGCUAGUUUGGCCGUCAUGCAGGAUACUAGUAGUAGCAAUGACAAGGUGGAUGUGGUGGCAUCGCUCGAUCGAAACGAGGAUGAUGUGGCAGCACUCGUCAUGAUUCGAGACAUUAAAGGCAGCAACGCGACCAGCCCUGUACUAGAAACACUCAUUGCCCGAGACGAAUUCCGGGACAGCAAUAUCAACAACACCGAUGCUCGCUUGAUGUCUGUGACCAGCUCGGAUGUCAAGGCGGUGGAUCUGGAUGACGACGGUGAAGUGGAUCUGGUAGCUUGUAUUGCGGGAAACCAUACGUCUGGUUCGGAGGAAGGAUUUCUUGUUGUGGGUAGACUAGACUUGGAAUCAUCCAAGUUUGUCUUUGAGACGAUUUACGAGGGUCUUGGCGGGACAGCCUUUGUCGAGGUGGCCGAUUUGGAUGGCGACGGAGACUUGGAUUUGGUCGUCUCGGCGCCGGAGAGAAACCUGAUCCUUCUCUUUUGGAACGACGGAUCGGGAAGUUUCACGUCGACGGUUUUGGACGCUACCGCAAAAGCUGCCGGGAAGAUGGCAGUAGGGGAUGUGGAUAACGAUGGGAGGCUGGAUAUCGUGGUGGGAGGUGAGACCUUUCUAGUGGCAUACUUCCAGGAGGUGGAACCCACUGCCGACAAGGUUUCAAAGCAGGCAGCAUCCUUUGCAGAAGGAGUCACAAUUUGGGACAUCAAAGACGAAUCUAGACGUUGCACAUCUGGAUGCGAGGUUAACAAGAUUCUGAUUGAGGAUAUUGAUGGAGACGGCAGCCCUGAUGUAGCCUUCACCAUUGAGGGCGUAUAUGAACUCAACGUUUUGUUUCAAGGGAAAACUCCGAGGGAGAGUCUAGUGAAUCUCGAUAGCCCCUACGGAUUCAGCCUGGGCGAUCUGAAUCUGGAUGGUUUGGUGGACAUUGUGGGGUCUGCGGGAAACGAUUACAAGGUUUUCUAUUUCCUAGGUGAAGAAGUGGAAGCAACUGAACAGCCAACCUUCAUGCCAUCUUCUCCUCCGGCUCCACAGCAAGAAACAGCAGCGCCCGAGAAAACGGAUUUGGAAUCGAAUGAACCAUCAGGACAGCCAAUUCAGCAGGAUUCAACCUCCUUUGCUACUGCGACCCUCCAUUCAGCGCUCGUCGUUUGGUGCAUUGCUGCUUCGACAAUGUUUGCGCUCAAGUAGAAACUGCAUCGAGAUCGAAUCGAAUCUGAAUCUUCGUUCCUACUUGCACAUGUACGGUAUCAUACAUGCUGAAGCCACCUUUUUAAAAAGCCUGCCCCUUUAUCUAGCUACCGUAGCUACCGGUACCGUACUCGAGUAGCUACUACCGGCGGAAAGAACCCGUCAAGCAUCAGGCUAAACACUCAUGGGACCACAGCUCUAUCAUACUCUGACAGCAUUGGAGCAGUCCACUCUGGCCCUGAUCUGCUGGGCUAUUCGAAGUCACGAAAGGGAAUGAAAGAUCUUCCCGCAGUUUCAUCCGUGGAUCCAUUUCGAAUUGAUUUGUGGCUGUCAGCGACGUCUUCUAAUGCCGCAAGAUGGCUUGUUCCAUCCAAGCACCCCUGCCGC
Molecule: messenger RNA, 2031 nt
Organism: Seminavis robusta
Lineage: Eukaryota; Bacillariophyta; Bacillariophyceae; Naviculales; Naviculaceae
Source: the annotation of a GenBank genome assembly